AGAUAAAUAAUAGGACCCUAGCCCCUACCAGAUAGAUUGAUGAUUGGAUUGGAUUUGGAUUGGAUGAAUUGUAUGGAUUAAACGUGGCAGCCAAAAGCGCCAAAGGCCACAUGGAUAAAAUUAUGUUCGAGAAGCUACACAUACAACGCAAGCAGGAUACACAAAGCUCACAAGCACUAUUUUGACUGGCUGACAGCAAGUUGCUAUGGUAAGUUGAGAUAAAACUCUGCUUCACUUUUAUCAUUAACUGUAAAAUGAACAGCGAACAAGGCGAUUUGUUGUGAAAGCCCUCACAGAUUUCGUAGUAGUGGCAUGUGAUUUUCAUUUUAACUGUUUUGUGAUUGAUUGCAGUGCAACCAGUCAUCGUUGUUGAUUACUUAAUAGCGGCCGGUGACAUCAUUGCAGUUUCCUGUUACCUGAGCUAGAUUUGGAGUUUGUCAUGAAGCAUAAAAACAAUAAUAAUAAUAAAGCAGCUUUCAAGCAUGCUAAUGCUGGACAACGGUCUCAUCCAAGAUCUCAGCAUCAUACUUCAGCUGGAAAUUUCAAGGACAAAAAGUUUGGCUACAAGAAAAAGGCUGGUCAAGGUCCUGUUGGCAGUGCAUUUACUGAUAAACAGAAGGGAAUCAUGCGACAUUACCAUCGUAUUUUGAAGAAGGAAGAGAAGAAAAAUGCAGCUGGUGCCGAGGGCAGCGAGGGUGUGUCGCGGCUGAGACACAGUAUUGUUGAAAAUAAGAAGCGCAUGAAGAUGACGGCGUACCAGAGGGCGCAAAUGGCAUACGAGGCGAAGGAAGCCGAAAGAAAGCAGCGAAAGGAAGAGGAGGAAAGGCAGGCGAAGGAGAGGGAGGUCGCGCUGAAGAAGUACAGGAAAAAGAAGUUUGAACGACUGCACAAACUCUCCAAGAAGACCAGUAAAGGACAGCCGGUCAUGAGAGGAAGGAUCGAGGUCCUCCUGGAAAAGAUACAAGGUAGCAUGGCGCAAGGGGACUGACUGUUGAGUGAUGGCUGGCUUUGUCUAUGAACGUAAUGUUUGUGUUGAAAUUGUUGGUACGUGCUAGCACAUCGACCCACUGGUGUAAGAACGGACUGCAGGGGGUUUGGCUCGAAAGUGCGUUAUCUGAAGAAAAUGUGCAAACUGCAAUUUAUGGUGGGAUUCACAUUGUCAUGCGAGACAUUUAUGUCACCGAUGGUUUGCAUCUAAGACUGAGCGCACUUCAUGGCACCCAGCUCUGGAUGGGGACAUGUGUGCGUAUUGUGUAUGUCAUACGGUUAUGGUAAACAUGAUUUCCUUGAUUUGUA
Molecule: messenger RNA, 1296 nt
Organism: Amphibalanus amphitrite
Lineage: Eukaryota; Metazoa; Arthropoda; Thecostraca; Balanomorpha; Balanidae
Product: thyroid transcription factor 1-associated protein 26-like
Exons: 3
Coding region: 440-988 (182 amino acids)
Source: RefSeq, a predicted model, not a curated record